AUGGCUAUUGAGAAGCAUAUAAAGGAAGGCGACAUUGCUGUGGGGGAAAAGGACUUUCUUGGAGCCAUUGGUGCCUAUAGUGCUGCAAUUAAAGAGGAUAGCAAUGCUCUCCAGCCCUACUUGAAGCGUGCGAACACUUAUUUGAAGUUGAAGAAUUACGACCAGGCCAAAAGCGACAUCUCUGUAGCAUAUCAAAUAGCUGAUUCCAGAGGCAAGAGGGAAGAAAUGGGGUUGUGCUACUUCAGAUUGGGACUCAUUUACUACGCGGAAAAGAAGUACAAACUUGCGGUAACUCAUUUUGACAAGGCUAUUAAGUAUAAUUGCGUAGAAUCGACACUUCAAAUGUGGAAAACGAAGGCCGAGUACGAUCUAAAGAAACAUCCUGAAGUGGAAGAGGAGGACGAUGAAUCCGACAUUUUCGAUGUAGAUAGGGCCCCCGUUGAAUCAACGGAUGCACCUAAAGUGGAAGAGGCGGCCAGCAAUAAAAUUGAGGAAAUUACCGCAGGUCUUGAUGAGAAAGCACUGACCAAUAUUGCUGUCAUUAAUAAACAGGCGCCUCUUAAAAUCAAGAUCAGGGACGACUGGUACCAAUCGAAUAACGAUGUCACCAUCACAAUCUAUGCUAAAAACGUAAAAGAGGACAAGUUACAAGUACUUUUCAAAGAAAAAUCUGUAGCUGUAUCUUUCCCCAGCUCAGCUAACUCCGAGUACAACUACAACUUGGACCCAUUGUAUUCGCAGAUAGACACCGACAAAAGUCGUUACAAAGUCUAUGGGACCAAAGUAGAAAUUACGUUGGUCAAGAAAGCUUCUAAGAAAUGGCCUACUUUAGAAGCUUCAGGAGUAGAAGAUGCCACUGAAGAAGCCGAAGACAAUGACGAAGUCAGAAAGGCAGCUUUAUCAUAUCCUUCUUCCUCGAAAAAGGCCGUCAACUGGGCCAACUUCAAGGUCAAUGAAGACGAAGAAGAGGACAAAGGAGAGAAUAGCUUCUUCACCAAGCUUUACGAGGAUGUUGACGACGACACGAGAAGAGCCAUGAUGAAGUCCUACGUCCAGCUGAACGGAACUGUUCUUACUACGAACUGGGCCGAAGCUAAAGACAAAGAAUUCGAGACCAGUCCUCCUGAAGGAAUGGAAGCCAAGCAAUGGGGAAAGUAG
Molecule: messenger RNA, 1158 nt
Organism: Scheffersomyces stipitis CBS 6054
Lineage: Eukaryota; Fungi; Ascomycota; Pichiomycetes; Serinales; Debaryomycetaceae
Gene: SGT1
Product: co-chaperone
Exons: 2
Coding region: 1-1158 (385 amino acids)
Biological process (GO): protein stabilization
Molecular function (GO): protein-folding chaperone binding
Source: RefSeq, a predicted model, not a curated record